GAUCACGCGGAUAUUCUUGGGGAUGCCUAGCGAAAUGCGCUGUGCCUAGGCCUCGAACUCUCGCCUGCUCUCCGGUGGGCGGUCUCGAACUCCAGCCUGCUCUCCGGCAGCCCACAGCAAUGCGCCUGCCAAGACCUUAGGCUGCAAAACUCGCCACGGCCCAGAGCUCGCCUCCAAGUGCGCCCCGCACAGGGCAAGCUUUCGGCGAGGACUCGCGUCCCACCCAUCUAGCCCUGGCCGCCAGCUCCCGCAGUUCACAGAGGCGGCGGCGGUGAGCGCAGCCGAUGCCAUAUCCUCAGCGGCAAGCUGAAGGAACCUGUCUCCUCUCUGGGGCGACCAAACGAUACGUCGAUGCCGGAACCGACCCGACGCCGGAGCCCGGCAACGUCCUUACCGUUGCUCUCCAGUUUGGGGCGGGUCGGGGGAAUGGCUGAGGAGAUGGAGUCGUCGCUCGAGGCAAGCUUUUCGUCCAGCGGGGCAGUGUCAGGGGCCUCAGGGUUUUUACCUCCUGCCCGCUCCCGCAUCUUCAAGAUAAUCGUGAUCGGCGACUCCAAUGUGGGCAAGACAUGCCUGACCUACCGCUUCUGCGCUGGCCGCUUCCCCGACCGAACCGAGGCCACGAUAGGGGUGGAUUUCCGAGAACGAGCGGUGGAGAUUGAUGGGGAGCGCAUCAAGAUCCAGCUAUGGGACACAGCAGGACAAGAACGAUUCAGAAAGAGCAUGGUUCAGCACUACUACAGAAAUGUACAUGCUGUUGUCUUCGUGUAUGAUAUGACCAACAUGGCUAGUUUUCAUAGCCUACCAUCUUGGAUAGAAGAAUGCAAACAACAUUUGCUAGCCAAUGAUAUACCACGGAUUCUUGUUGGAAAUAAAUGUGACUUGAGAAGUGCCAUACAGGUUCCCACAGACUUGGCACAAAAAUUUGCUGACACACACAGUAUGCCUUUGUUUGAAACGUCUGCUAAAAACCCCAAUGAUAAUGACCAUGUGGAAGCUAUAUUUAUGACCUUGGCUCAUAAGCUUAAGAGCCACAAACCAUUAAUGCUUAGUCAGCCCCCUGAUAAUGGAAUUAUCCUGAAGCCUGAACCAAAGCCUGCAAUGACGUGCUGGUGCUAAAUAACAGUCUUUAUUAUAUUAUCUAAUUUUGACUAAAGAAAUACUUUUGAAGUAUGACAGUAAUAAGUCAUAAGAUUUAAUCUCAACUAUAAUGGGUCAUCUUGACACUUUGCUGUUUGUCAUUGUCACGCUUUUGUAUUUUGUAUCUACUUAAGUUUGUCACUGUGACAACACAGGAAAAGUUGGUUUUCAGGUGAGAUUGAAAAUGAAGCAAAGAUAGGAUGAAUCUGAACAUCUCUCCAUCUAGAGCCCACUGAAGGAAGCUUCAAAUGAGAACAUGAUGGAAUCAGUAACCAUUCAAUCUUUUGUCCUAGGAUUGGAAAAAAAUGUUAAAGGUUUAGGACACACCUAAUAGUAUGUCCUUUGAAUGGGAAGUGUUCUUAAUAGGAUAAAAACUGGUAUUUGCCUCUCCCCAGAGUACUUUUUUUGUUUUUUUGGUAGAGACGGGGUCUUGCUAUGUUGUCCAGGCUGGCCUUGAGCUCCUGGGCUCAAGCAAUCCUCCCACCUCAGCCUCCCCAGUACUGGGACUAUAGGUACUCACCACUGCAUCUGGCCUUUCUUUGUUUUAUUAACAUAUUUAGUUUUGUUAUUAUUGGUAUGUUUUAGAGCCAAGACUUUAGUUCCAGUGGGAUAAGAAGGCAUAGAAUGUUUUCUGGUUCCCAGUCCAUAAAGAAUGACUUUUCCAAGAGUUCUAGAUGUUUGAUUUUCUAAUUAAUACUUAUCAGAUCUACAAAAAUCAUUAUUAUUUUUAAAAGAGUUAUUUGAGUUUCUUUCUUUUUUUUUUUUUUUUUGAGAUGGAGUCUCGCUCUGUCUCCAGGCUGGAGUGCAGUGGCACGAUCUCGGCUCACUGCAACCUCCGCCUCCCAGGUUCAAGUGAUUCUCCUGCCUCAGCCUCCCGAGUAGCUGGGAUUACAGGCGUGCACUACCACACCCAGCGGAUUUUUGUAUUUUUAGUAUAGGUGGGGUUUCACCAUGUUGGCCAGGAUGGUCUCCAUCUCUUGACCUCAUGAUCCACCUGCCUCAGCUUCCCAAAGUGCUGGGAUUACAGGUGUGAGUCACUGCACCCAGCCGAGUUGCUUUCUUACUAAAUCCUAUUAAAAUAUGCAAAAAUAAGUCAGAUUUUAAGGCAAAUAAAGUGACAUAAGGUGCUUUAUAUUUUAUUUUGGUAUAUUUAAACAGUGAAAAACUAACUGAAAGCACAUGAAGAGUUGUAACUUGGGGGAAAAUAGGUAAACAUAGCUUCUAGCUAACACAGGAGACCUAUUCUUAGCCUUUACUAAUUUCAAGCAGUGUAUCUGAUAUGGUAUCUCUUGCUCUGCCUUCAACUCCAAUAAAUUUAAUGACUAAAUGCCAAGUUAACAAAUCAACUUCCAUUUGGAUUGUAGCUGUGAAGGCACAACUCUAAUUGCUAUUAGUCUACAUGUAUUUCUGUAAUAGUAUUGUGUCGUAUCAGUUUUUAAGAUGUCUAAAUUUUAUGGUCACAAGUUAUCCCUCCUCAGUAUGAAAAAUAAAUUAGAUAUUGAAAAAUGUCUAUACUUCAGUGAUGGAAAGAAUAUUUCAAGAAGUUUUUUAACCUAAAUACUUUUAUUUUGAAUUUAAGUCUUUGCACAUAAAAUAUAGCAAGCUUACAUAUUAAACUAUUUACGUAAAUGGAAUGUAAGCCAUGACUUUAACUGAAGUGUUCACAUUCACUAAUUUUGAUAGAUUGCUGUCCUUAAUAAUUUGGGAGGAAAUUAAGCCAAAUGAUUAUUGUACUACAGUAUUUUCAGAAUAUGGGAAAUCAAUUAAAAAUGUAAUCUAAUCUAGUUUAAGAUUUUUGUUUAAUCAUCAUGGUGGUCCUACCUGGAUAAUUUAACUAUAAAGACAAAAUAAUUCUAUUAAAUGAACUAACUGAAAAUAAUAAUUAUAGGAAGUGAUUAUUCCAUUUUAAGUAUUAGAGCUCAAAUUGGCUUUAUUUGCAUUUAGGGAGAUCAUGUUUUCUUAAUCAUGCUGGAAUUAAAAACUAAAAGUUGUUUUACUUGUAUCGAAAUUAACCUUGAUUUAUAACUAUUUUUGUAAUAAAACAAUGACAGCUGUAGUAACUAUGAUGGGUGUAACAACAUUUUUUUAAAGAAGGGAAUCUGUUUAUCGCUUUUCAAAAUAUUUUCUAAAGUGGGGGAAGAAAGUUUAUAGACUUUCCAAGCACAUUUAUGGUUUUUUAUUACUGUUAUUAUGGUUUUAAAAAGAGUAACUUUAUUUCUUUUUGUAAGGAAUUAAGUAGUAUCCUUUACAGUUCUGUGAAAGGACUUAUUUUUUAACUUUAAUAUUUAUUAGUUUUAAAAUAUUUGUAUCUCAUUCGUAACAAUUUGUUUUAAUUUUUUAUAUGUAUGUUUUUAUUUUUAAAAAACAUACCAGUUGAAUGGGGUUAAAGCUUUCAAUAUCUUAAAAUAUUUAUAAAACAUUUCACUGUUGCAAAAUCACUUCCAAAAUGAUAGCUAUCUAACAACUAAUUACUAAUUUUUAAAGAACAAAUCACACAUUUAAAAAAUCUGUAGAAUUUAUUUUAACUAUGACCUUUAAUUGAAAAUAAAUAAUUAAAAUAUCAGACAUGUUUUGGAAAAGUCUUAAUUUGAGAACACCAAAGGAAACUACCCCAGAAUCUAAUGUAGUUAGCUAUUAAUAACAAUGCAUUAUUGAAAGUAUAUUGCAAAUACAUGUUUCCUCAUGAAAUCUAAGUAAUUUUGUUAUGGAAUAGUGUCACUGUUACAUUUCCCCCAUGAAGUUCAAUAAACCAGCUUAGCCACAAAGAAA
Gorilla gorilla gorilla (western lowland gorilla) is the source of this 3906-nucleotide messenger RNA. It is a transcript of the gene RAB33B, whose product is annotated as RAB33B, member RAS oncogene family. Gene Ontology annotation, biological process: Rab protein signal transduction. The coding region runs from base 352 to 1116 and encodes 254 amino acids. The record is from RefSeq and is a predicted model, not a curated record. The transcript is spliced from 3 exons. NCBI's taxonomy places the organism in Eukaryota, Metazoa, Chordata, Mammalia, Primates, Hominidae. Gene Ontology annotation, molecular function: GTPase activity; GTP binding.